Amblyraja radiata (thorny skate) is the source of this 1028-nucleotide messenger RNA. Its product is annotated as secreted phosphoprotein 24-like. Bases 69 to 797 code for a protein of 242 amino acids. The transcript is spliced from 10 exons. The record is from RefSeq and is a predicted model, not a curated record. Lineage: Eukaryota; Metazoa; Chordata; Chondrichthyes; Rajiformes; Rajidae. Gene Ontology annotation, cellular component: extracellular region. Gene Ontology annotation, biological process: bone remodeling.
CGAGAUCGAGAGAGAGAAGCAGCAACUUUACUCUGAGAACCCAGCCGGCUGAUCCCACACGAGGCAGAAUGAAAUCCUUCCUCCUCGCCAUCGCUGCCGUGCAGAUCCUCCACUGCUCAGGAUUGCCAAGCACCAAGGAUGCUCUGAGAGCCUCAGUUGCAAAACUGAAUGAAAUCACCAAGAUCACCAACCUGUGUGCGAUCACCAGGAGAGGAGUAACAAAUACCUAUCGCACGGGUAAGCUGUCACACAACGUAUAUUUAACAUUCUCCGUAAAAGAAACCGUCUGCUCCAAGAAUACUGGACAGGAAUUUGAUGAUCCCAUUUGCACCUUCCGCCCUAAGAACAUUGCUGAGAAAGGGUUUUGCAAAAGCCACGUGGAAUAUUUUGCUGAUAAAGUGGCUGACGUUGAUGUGGAGUGUGAAGGUCUGAAGACCAUUGACAGCGAGAGUGACUCAGCAGAGUCCAAUGAAACCAGUAUUGAGGCUCAAAGCAAAUCAAAUGAGACAUCACUAGAGGAAACCUCAAGUGUGGAAAGCAAGUCAGAAGAAACUUCACUGGAAGAAUCUUCAAAUGUGGAAAGCAAGUCAGAAGAAACUUCACUGGAAGAUUCUUCAAAUGACAAAUCCAAAUCAACAGAGACAUCGCUAGAAGAUCCAGACAAUGUAAAAGACAAGUCAAAAGAGGCAUCAAUCGAGGAGUCUUCCAAUAUGAAAAGCAAGUCAACAGAAUUAUCUCAGGAGGAGUCUUCAAACGAGGGAAUGAGGUCUCAAAAGGAAGACACUAACCAUGAAUGAAACUCCUGAGAACCUGAACUCAGUGUGAACACAAGAAGACCUCAUUCAGAAAAAAACAAGAUACUGUCACCUGUACUGUACUUGCCCAUAUACAAGGACAGGGGCCUGGAGCUCCUGAUUGUACAUAUCACUGUAAAUGGGAGAUUCUACUGUUUGUAAAUAUUCUAUUCUGUGCUGUAUAUUAUUGUGUAAUAUGUUAUGGAUCUAAAUAAAAUUAUUAAUAAAUAUUCA